Messenger RNA from Lacerta agilis (Sand lizard), 4763 nucleotides. RefSeq names its product early endosome antigen 1 (gene EEA1). Bases 135 to 4493 code for a protein of 1452 amino acids. NCBI's taxonomy places the organism in Eukaryota, Metazoa, Chordata, Lepidosauria, Squamata, Lacertidae. Gene Ontology annotation, molecular function: metal ion binding; 1-phosphatidylinositol binding. Gene Ontology annotation, cellular component: early endosome. The transcript is spliced from 30 exons. The record is from RefSeq and is a predicted model, not a curated record. Gene Ontology annotation, biological process: endocytosis.
AGCGAGUUGGGCCGAGCCGAGCGAGCAGGGCUGAGUGGCCCCAUGAUUAGGGGAUGACUCCCGGGAGCUCGCCGCGGUGAGCUCGGACUUGUCGCCGCCGCCGCCGCCCUGGAGGGGACGUGACCUCCGCCACAAUGUUUAGGAGGAUUUUGCAGAGGACUCCGGGCAGAGUUGGAUCUCAGAGUUCUGACUCCGAUUCAUCUGCAGUCCCAGGAAAUGCGGUGGAUGUCAACAAUGAGAGCUCUUCAGAGGGCUUCAUCUGUCCAGUGUGCAUGAAAAUGUGUGUUACUGCCACUGAUCUGUCUGAACAUUACCAUGAGCACGUUGGGAUAGCAACAAGAAGAUUGGAGCUUCGUGAACUGCCUACUGCCACUGGAUUUAUUUGUCCUCUUUGUAUGAAGUCUCAUGGAUCAGCUGAAGAACUUUUUAAGCACUAUGAAGCAGUUCAUGAAUCUGGUAUCGAUACAAGCCAAGGAAGAGAAACUAACAUGUCUCCAAACAGAGAUGAUGUAACACUACUACGGCAAGAAGUUCAAGACUUGCAAGCUUCACUUAAGGAGGAGCGAUGGUACUCUGAAGAGCUGAAGAAAGAAUUAGAGAAAGUUCAAGGGCAGAGGCAGCAAGAGUCUAAACCUGAUGGACUGGAAACUGCUGCAUCUACAGAAUUAGAAUCAUUAGAACAGCAGCUAGAAGAGAGUCAUGUAGAAAACUUUAAUAUUAAGCAGAUGAAAGACUUAUUUGAACAGAAAGCAGCACAGUUGGCCACUGAAAUUGUGGAUCUUAAAGCCAAAUAUGAUGAAGAAACAAGCCUUCGACAAGCUGCUGAACAGAAAGUGGCCAGUUUGACACAAGAGCUACAAAAAGAGAGAGGUGUAUGCGAAGAUUUGAAAACAGAGCUGCUUGAGAGGCCUGGGGUGGAAGACGUUGCUGUUUUAAAGAAGGAAUUAGUUCAAGUUCAAAUGCUGAUGGACAAUAUGACUUUGGAGCGUGAGAAAGAAUCUGAGAAACUGAAAGAUGAGUGUAAUAAUUUGCGAGCAGAAUGUUCAACCUCAGAGACUACCAUAAAUCAGUUAAGAGCUGAACUUGCCAAAGGACCACAGGAGGUUGCAGUAUAUGUACGGGACCUUCAGAAGCUUCAGACUUCAGUUAAUGAAUUAACACAGAAAAACCAGAGUCUGGCAGAAAAGUUGAAAAAGAGAGAGUUGGGUUAUACCCAGUUAGAAGAAAGUCUAAAUGAAGAAUUACUCGGCAAAAAAAAUCUGCAAGCAACCCUUAAUCAAAAGGACUUGGACUGUCAACAACUUCAGGCAAGGCUGUCUGCAUCUGAGGACUCAUUACAGAGGUUACAGAAAGAAUUGGGUGAAAGGAGAGAAGCAAGUCAGAAGCUUAAGGAAGAAUUGUCAGAAGCUGAGACCAAGUACCAACACCUCAAGGCCGAGUUCAAACAGCUACAACAACAAAGGGAGGAAAAAGAACAGCAUGGCCUACAACUUCAAAAUGAACUAAAUCAGUUGCACAAUAAACUUCUGGAGACAGAGCAUCAGCUUGGGGAAGCACAUGGCCGGCUAAAAGAGCAGAGACAACUGUCAAGUGAAAAGCUGAUGGACAAGGAGCAGCAGGUGGCUGACCUUCAGCUAAAACUUUCACGGGCUGAGGAGCAGCUAAAGGAGAAAGCAGCAAAUGCAACUGAAUUGCAGCAUCAGUUAGAUAAAAUGAAACAGCAGCACCAGGAGCAACAGAAUCUUCAGCAAAGCACGACGGCAAAGCUGCGAGAAGCCCAGAAUGAUUUGGAGCAAGUGCUACGUCAGAUUGGGGAUAAGGAUCAAAAAAUCCAAAAUCUUGAAGCCCUGCUGCAAAAGAGUAAGGAGAAUAUCACCCUGUUGGAAAAGGAAAGGGAGGAUUUGUAUGCCAAAAUUCAAGCCGGUGAAGGAGAAACUGCUGUUCUUAACCAGCUACAAGAAAAGAACCACACUUUGCAAGAACAGGUUACUCAGCUGACGGAAAAACUGAAAAACCAGUCAGAAAGUCAUAAACAGGCCCUAGAGAAUUUGCAUGAACAAGUGCAGGAGCAGAAGGCGCACCUAAGAGCCUCUCAAGACCGCGUUCUCUCCUUAGAGGCAACUAUAAGUGAACUAAAUAAUCAGCUAAGUGAAAGCAAAGAAAAAGUAAUACAACUUGAUUUGCAGGUAAAAGCAAAGACUGAAUUGCUUCUAUCAGCAGAAGCAGCAAAAGCUGCUCAAAGAGCAGAUCUCCAGAAUCACUUGGACACUGCCCAGAAUGCAUUACAAGAUAAACAGCAGGAGCUAAAUAAGGUCAGUACACAGUUGGAUCAGGUUACUGCUAAGCUGCAUGACAAACAAGAAUUCUGUACUCAGCUGGAAGCUAAUCUUAAAGAGUACAAAGAAAAGCAUCUUCAUUUAGAGCAGAAAAAUGAAGAACUGCAAGGUCAGCAUAAGAAACUUGAAUCUGACAUUCUUGAAAUCAUGGGAAGCAAGGAAAAGGCACUUCAGGAGCUACAGGAGCAAAGGCAACAAUGCACAGACUUAAGUCUGAAGGCUGCAGAACUGACCAAACAACUAGACAGAGAAAGAGAAAUAAUAUCUAGUACCAAAUUAGAUCUACAAAAGAAAUGCGAUAGCUUGGAAGAAGCAAACAACCAGAUAUUGAAGCAAGAAGAAGAAAAUGGAAGACUGAAAUUGGAUAUUGAGAAAUUACAUCAAGAUUCAGACAGACGUCACAAGGAACUGGAUGGAAGGCUGCAAGCGGUGACAGAGGAUUUGCAGAAGAUGAAGUUCGAAAAAGAUACUCUAUUAAAGGAACUUGAAGUCAUCAAAGGCAAACUGUCAAAAAGCACUGAAUCUUUGAAAGAAGCAAAAGAUGAAUUGGAAAAAGAGAAACAGAAAGGAAAGGCAGCAGUGGCAGAAAUAGAGAAAUCUUGUCAAGAAGCUAGACAUCAACUCCAGCUUCAGUCGGAAUCUAUAGCUAAAGAGCAGAAUGAACUGAAAAACUCACUGGAAAAGCAAGAAGGGAUCUCCAAGCAGCUGGCAACAGAGCUUGAUUCAGCGCGUGCGCAAGUCCUGCAGAUUCAAAGUGUCCUGAAAGAAAAAGAAAAGAACGAACAGCUGUUGCAGUUGAAGGUGAAAGAACUGAAGGAAUCUUUUGACCAGAAGAAAAAGCAAAAUGAAACACAGCAAGCUGAAUUAAAGUCAGCUCUCUUAGAAAAGGCAGAACUGGAGAAUAAACUGCAGCAGCAGAUAACAUUGUCAGCACAAGAGCUUACGGCAGAGAGAGAAAAGAUAGCAGAGCUACAGAAGACCCAUAAAAAGACCCAAGAGAACAUGGAAAAACUUCAGUUGGAUUUUUAUGGCAAAGAAUCUGAGCUCUUGGCUACACGACAAGAUCUUCAGUCCACAGAGGAGAAGCUUGCUUUGGCCCAAGAAGAAUUGGUUUCAAACAGAAAUCAAAUUAAUAAUCACAAUCAGUUGAUCAAAGAACUUAAGACUGUAAGAUCUACAUUAGAGCAGGAUGUGUCUAAUAAAGAACAACAACUGAAAGAGCAGAAUAAACUGUUACAGGAAAUACAGAAAGACAAGGCUGGAAAAGAAACAGAUCUGGCUAACGAAAGAUCUAAAACAACUGAGCUUCAGAACAUAAGCACCAAACUGGAAAAAGAAAAUUCCAAACUAAGAGAAGAAGCCAGAACCUGCAAACAGGAAUUGGAAAAAGAGAUAACAAAUUUAAAGGAUGCCAAACAACUAUUGAUCAAGCAGAAACUGGAAUUACAGGGAAAAGUUGAUAAUAUUAAUUCAGCUCUUGAGCAGGAGAAAAAGAACCAAGAAGUUAUCAAAGAUCAGUUGAAAAAGAGAGAAGAAGAAAUGAAGAAGAAAUGUGCUGAGAUUGAGGCAAAACUGCAAGCUGAGAAAAAGGAAAAAGAUGAGCAAUAUAAAAGUCACGAGGAGGCUGAGGGUAAACUCAACAUGCAGAUCACAGCUUUAAAUGAAAAUCUGGGUACAGUGAAGAAAGAGUGGCAAAGCAGCCAAAGAAGAGUUAGUGAAUUAGAAAAACAAACAGAUGAUUUACGUGGAGAGAUCGCAGUACUGGAAGCCACAGUGCAAAAUAACCAAGAUGAGAGGAGAGUGCUGCUGGAAAGGUGCCUUAAAAGUGAAGGAGAAAUUGAAAAACUUCAGAGCAAAUUGAUGGAUGCACGAAGAAAACUGGAUGACACUACUGCAGCCAUGCAAGAACUAGGCAGAGAGAACCAGUCGCUGCAGAUCAAACACUCACAAGCCCUGAAUCGGAAAUGGGCUGAAGACAAUGAGGUUCAGAAUUGCAUGGCCUGUGGGAAAGGUUUUUCCGUAACAGUAAGAAAGCAUCACUGCAGACAGUGUGGAAAUAUAUUCUGUGCCGAGUGCUCAGCUAAGAAUGCCUUAACUCCUUCUUCUAAGAAACCCGUUCGUGUCUGUGAUACUUGUUUCAACGACUUGCAAGGAUAAUUGCUCACAGCUCUUAAAUGUUAUGCUAGAAUAAAGUUUCUGUUAUGCACUUCGUACAACACUCAGACUACUCUUUGGUUUGGGUGAUGAUUGUAACAAUGGGCAAAAUUAUAGUAUUGUUGAAAAUAUACAUAUAAAAAAGUCAAACAAUUGUUCUUCUUGUGAGGCUGAAAUUAUCUAUGGCUUAUUUGGUUUUGAUCCUACGAGAGCUUCUGUGUCUAGUUUAUAAGUCCCCAGUAACUUGUAAAUAAAGUUUAAACAGAGGAGUAA